This is a messenger RNA of Leptosia nina, 1629 nucleotides long. The record is from the annotation of a GenBank genome assembly. NCBI's taxonomy places the organism in Eukaryota, Metazoa, Arthropoda, Insecta, Lepidoptera, Pieridae.
AUGCAUAACGAUACCGAGAUAACUGAUGGAUUCGAGAUGUACCACAAGGUGAGGCGAAAAAUGUACUGCAUUUUGAGCGCCAUUCUAUUGCUAACCAUUAGUCUCUCUUAUGCACUUCCGAAAGCCUUAGAUAUUCCAGAUCACUCGAAAAAUUAUAUCGACAAUGAUAUCAUUGAUUUUGACGACGAAUAUUCCUUAAAGUACAAUAAUGAGUAUGGCGUGCUCCCGUGGAGCAAAGAUACCAGUUUCAAAAAAGACACUUAUAGAUACACCAUCGAUAAUGAAUCUAGGAGUGAGAACAAUGCACAAAAAGUCACAACAGAAAAAGAAGACUUGAGUGUUAUUCCAAUAGAAUUAGUCACGACUACGGAGACUUCCGAAGAGACCACAACAGAACUAGAUCUUACUGUGAUACCCUUAUCGACAACUGAAAAGACACCUAUUCUAGUCUUUAAUGAAACCCAAACUGUACCAGGAGCGACAGAGAAAUCAGACGACUUUAACUCUACAACAGACUUCUUUGAAUUAACGACAAUGACGAAUGUCAACGACACUGCGAGCAGUUUAGAAUUAACUACAGAGAUGUCUGAAUCAGUAACUACAGAAUCCACACAGUUCAACAACACUGCGAACCUAACAGACUCAACUACGAUUGUAAUAGACGAAGCGGACGUUAACAAAACAAAAGUUAUAGACAGAGUCACAGAAAGCGCGGAGUUGACAGAAGAUGUUCCAGUUUUCACAGAAUUGGAUACGGAAGAGCAAGAAGUGCCAGAGGAUUAUUAUGACUUGAAAGAUGUAGUCCCCACUCCGACACCGAAAACAGACGCUCUGUCAGUGAUAUUUGGCUUCGCUGGGAGCGUCGUCGAAGGGGUGGUGGAUAGUGUGGCGGAGAGAUUAUUUCCAAAGACAUUGUACGACUUACUGAAGCGAAUGCAGAAACAGAACGAAGCUUUGGAGGCGGAAAGGCUGCGAAGUAGAGAGGAGAACGGUGGCAUUGGCCAAUUCACAAGAGGCGUCAUCAAGUCGAUCUCGACGGGUCUCACCAAACCCUUGAGCCAGUGGAUGGCGGGUGUCCGCGAUAUCGGGUCCUUGGACAGUGACAGAGGCUUCGUGAACAGCCUGGCCUCGGGGGUGACCAGCGUCGCUAAUGCUGCUAACUCUGUUCUCGAUACGUUUAAGGAUCGGGUGCAGGCUAUUUAUCCAGAUGAGAUCGAAUCCUUUUCAGGAACUCUCUGGUGUGGAGACGGGCAUUCGGCUCAGGCUCGUUCCAGCGACUUGGGGUUGUUUUUCUUCACGGACACUUGUUGCAGACAACACGACUCCUGCAAGCUGUAUAUCUCCGCUGGAGAGACCAAGUUCGGGCUGACAAAUACCGGUCUUUUUACCAGGUCGCACUGCAGCUGUGACGCAAAAUUUCGAGAAUGUCUGAAGCGCACCAACUCGUUGGUGUCGGCUCAAAUCGGACUGACCUACUUCAAUGUCCUGGGACCGCAGUGCUUUAGGCGAGCUCAUCCUAUCGUCAAGUGUAUGCGCAGAACCAGGCUAACGGGUCAAAAAUGUGAAGAGUAUGAACUGGAUUACACGAAGCCAAAAAUGUGGCAGUGGUUCGACAAUGAAAAUUACUAA